This is a messenger RNA of Diaporthe amygdali, 1524 nucleotides long. RefSeq names its product glycosyltransferase family 1 protein. The record is from RefSeq and is a predicted model, not a curated record. Lineage: Eukaryota; Fungi; Ascomycota; Sordariomycetes; Diaporthales; Diaporthaceae. The coding region runs from base 1 to 1524 and encodes 507 amino acids. The transcript has a single exon. Gene Ontology annotation, molecular function: UDP-glycosyltransferase activity.
AUGGCAGCCCCGAAGAAGAUCCUGUUCCUCUGCUCGAGCGACUACGGCCAAGCCAACGUGAUCUUGGCGACGGCGUACGCAAUCCUCGCGACAGGGGCGCCCGUCCAGCUUCACAUCGGCUCGGAGAAGCGCAUGGAGUCCGAGGUGCAGAACGCAAUACGCCUGGCGGACAAGACGCUCCCGGCGACGGCGCCGCACAAGAUCCACUUCCAUGCCUUCGAGGGCAUCUCACAGUUCCAGGCCAUGAUGCGGCCCGAGGCAGGCAUCGCGCAGGCGUGGGAGCUGCCACUGCCCAACUUCGCCAACGCCGCGAAGUUUAUGCGACAGUUUUCAUAUGGCGCAAUGCCAUGGGAGCCGGCUGAGGUCGCCGACAUCUACUCGCAGAUAGUGGAGAUCAUCAAGUCAGUCGGACCGGACUUGACGGUCGUGGACCCGCUGCACGUGCCAGCCCUGACGGCGGCGUUCAACCUGGGGCUGAAGUGGACCGUCCUCGCACCCAACACGAUCAAGGACUUUGCGGUGCCGCUGCAGCCGUACGCCGCGGCGUUGUGGAAGUACCCCGUGAUCGGCUCAGCCCUGCCGUACCCGGUGCCGUGGCACCAGGUGCCCAUGAACGCGGGCCUGUUGAUGGUGCUGGCGUUUACGAUGCUUACGGACACGCGAAUGAAAGAGGCGGUACGGCUGCUGCGCGAGCAGACGGGCAAGGACGAUCUGGAGCUGCUGACGCUCGCGGAGCUGGGCGUCGUCAAGGCGCCGCCGCCCGGGGUGCGCCUGCUCUGCGCCAUGAGCGAGGACCUCGACUACCCCUUCUCCGUGCUGCCGGCCCACGUCACGCCGUGUGGGCCCAUCGUGCGGCCGUCGAGGAGGCUGGCUGAGGUCGACCCUGCGCUCGAGAGGUGGCUUGCUAAGGGCCCGACGGUUUAUGUCAACUUGGGCACACAGUUCGCGGUCAAGCCGGGUGAGGCACUGGAGUUUGCGCUUGCGCUGCGGGACCUGCUCGACGCUGCGGAAGAGCACGCGCCUGAGAAGGGCAAGCUGCAGGUCCUGUGGAAGUUGAAGCGGAAGGAUGCCAGCGACCAGUCCUCGUGGGACGGCGACUGGAAGGCUGUCUACGAGACACUAAGCCCGGAGAUAUCGACAGAUCGGGUGCGCAUCACGCCUUGGGUCGAGGCAGACCCGUGCGCGGUGCUCCAGUCCGGCCAUAUCGCGUGCUCGGUGCACCACGGCGGGGCCAACUCGCACCACGAGGCCAUCGCCGCAGGGGUGCCGCAGGUGCUGGUUCCGGGCUGGAUCGACUGCUACGACUUUGGAAACCGGGUCGAGCUGAACGGGGUCGGGGUGUGGGCCAACAAGGGCGCCGCGCCGCGGUGGGAGAGGGUCGAGCUCGGCAGUGCGCUGAAGAGGGUGCUGGUGAGCGAGCGGGAGGCGUUCCGUGAGAAGGCGCGUAUAGUUGGAGCGAAGCAUCCUGAGAAUGCUGGGAGGGAGAAGGCAGCAGGGAUCAUUCUGGACAUCUUGGGAAAAUAG